AUGUUAAUUUCGCGUUGUAUACUUCUAUCGAUUUGUUUUUAUUUUUGUUACACUCAAGUAACUACAAAGAAGAAUCCUCUAUUGUCUAGAAAACGACGCUACUUGUUAUUUCCGGAAGGCAGUAACUUCGUGAUGACUUUAUCCGCGAUUAAACAAUUAAUGAUAAAAGCACCAAAAUUGGUUAUGAUGCUAGGCGAAUGCGAUGUGCCGUUUAAGCUUCCAAGUGAUCCACAAUUGAUUCGUGUGCAUAAAUUUCACAGACAGAGGAGAGAAAUUUAUACACAAUUUGAGGAUGCUUUUACAGAAUAUGGAUUAAAUGGAAGAGCUUGCGUAAAAAGAAUGAUUUGUGACGCUCACGUGUAUUUACCGGAAAAAGGGCAAUCGUUGGUUGCUGAUCUGUUAGCUACGGUUUUUGUGUAA
Messenger RNA from Photinus pyralis (common eastern firefly), 420 nucleotides. RefSeq lists its product as uncharacterized. The transcript is spliced from 3 exons. Lineage: Eukaryota; Metazoa; Arthropoda; Insecta; Coleoptera; Lampyridae. The record is from RefSeq and is a predicted model, not a curated record. Bases 1 to 420 code for a protein of 139 amino acids.